AUUUACUUGAACUGAUACUUGCACGAGUAUCGUCCAGCUUUCUACUUAUACUGUCUAUACCCCACACGACUUGACAACAUCAUGUCCGGCAUAUGUAGAGCACGUCUUGCUGAGGAGCGAAAGCAAUGGAGAAAAGACCAUCCUUUUGGGUUCUAUGCUAAGCCUACUAAGGCCGCCGACGGGUCGAUGAACUUGUUGGAGUGGGAAGUGGGUAUUCCAGGGAAAGCCGGGACACCAUGGGAAGGCGGUGUGUACAAGCUCAUGAUGAUAUUCCCUGAAGACUAUCCUACAAAGCCGCCUAAAUGCAAGUUCUCGCCGCCGUUAUUUCAUCCCAACGUGUAUCCUUCAGGAACCGUCUGUCUGUCUAUUCUUGACGAAGAGAAGUCAUGGAAACCGGCGAUCACCAUAAAGCAGGUACUGCUCGGCAUCCAGGAACUUUUGAACGACCCCAAUGUGAAUGAUCCUGCUCAAAGUGACGCGUAUACCAUGUUCAAAAAUGACAAGGUGGCAUAUGAACGAAGGGUCCGGCAACAAGCCCGAGAGAAUAUCCCGAAGUGAUCGUCUUAUAUCCUAUUUGCUUUGCUUUGCUAUUCAUUUGUUGCUUUCCGCGGGUUGUGAGAACUUUUUGAUAUUAUUGGACCUACUUCUCUGCUUAGAAGCAGGUAUGACAUUCAUCUCAGAAUAUGUCAACUAUAAGAAAAGAGGGGGGCACACAGUGUGAACAGGGAAUAUAUUUCGUUAGAGCACUAUAUAGUACAGCUGGACAGUGACCAGUGCAUUCUAC
Messenger RNA from Somion occarium, 784 nucleotides. Lineage: Eukaryota; Fungi; Basidiomycota; Agaricomycetes; Polyporales; Cerrenaceae. The record is from the annotation of a GenBank genome assembly.